CACAGAGAGACUGCUCCCUCGCUAUCAUGGAUGCCCUGGCGGACUGGGCCCUGGCGUGUCCGGCACUGGCCCGCUUGCUGUGGGUCGGGGUUCUGGUACUGACCACUCUGCUUGUUUGGCUGCUGUUCUUCUGCUGCUCCAGGUCUGGCCACAGCAGCUCUGCUCACGAGCUGGAGACGUACCUGGCAGCUCUUGCACCACAGCCAAAGGUAAAGCUUCAAAGCCAGCGUAAGAGGAGGAUGAAGGGGAAAAGUGUGACACCUGCUCGUCAGAAGGAGGAAGAGGAGACUUCACCACCACCGACGCCGAAUGUUCCAGCUCAGCCUCGUUCGGCACUAAGAAAGAGAGGCAAACGCUCGCUCAGGGUGGUCAUAGCCGCGGAGGCCGCAGCAUCAGACGGCACAUCACAGGACGUGAUGGAACCGCCCAGGAGGAGGACGCUGGAGCGAUCGGCGUCGGAGGAGAGUCACAGCGAGAGCCUCAGCAGCUCCCCGAGUCCCGGCGACACGCUGCCAUGGAACCUGGCCAAGCACCAGCGUGUCAAGCGCUCCAAGUCCGCGUCUGGUGACGUGCUGGACCCUGCCGACCGGGCUGUCAUCCGCAUCGCAGAUGAAAGGGAUCGGGUUCAGAAAAAGACCUUCACCAAAUGGGUGAACAAACACUUAUUGAAGCACUGGAGAGCUGAGGCCCAGAGGCACAUCACAGACCUUUACGAGGACCUCAGAGAUGGCCACAACCUUAUCUCCCUGCUGGAGGUGCUCUCGGGUGAGACGCUGCCGAGGGAGCGUGACGUUGUCAGGAACUUGCGGUUGCCCCGUGAGAAAGGGCGCAUGCGUUUCCACAAACUCCAGAAUGUACAGAUCGCUCUGGACUUCCUCAAACACAGACAGGUCAAGCUGGUCAACAUCAGAAAUGAUGACAUUGCAGAUGGAAACCCCAAGCUGACGUUAGGACUGAUAUGGACCAUCAUCCUCCACUUCCAGAUUUCCGACAUCCAGGUGAACGGCCAGUCGGACGACAUGACGGCCAAGGAGAAGCUUCUGCUGUGGUCUCAGCGCAUGGUGGAGGGUUACCAUGGCAUGCGCUGCGACAACUUCACCACCAGCUGGAGGGACGGCAAGCUCUUCAACGCCAUCAUACACAAACACAGGCCAGGUUUGAUUGACAUGGGAAAAGUUUACCGACAGACUAACCUGGAGAAUCUGGAGCAGGCGUUCAACGUGGCGGAGCGCGAGCUGGGCGUCACCCGUCUGCUUGAUCCCGAAGAUGUGGACGUUCCCCAUCCUGAUGAGAAGUCCAUUAUCACCUAUGUUUCCUCUGUUUAUGAUGUCAUGCCCAGAGUACCCGAUGUCCAAGAUGGCGUCAAAGCCAACGAGCUGGAGCUGCGCUGGCAGGAGUACUAUGAGCUGGUCACCAUGCUGCUGCAGUGGAUGAGACACCACAUCAUCGUGUUCGAGGAGAGGAAGUUCCCCACCAGCUACGACGAGAUAGACGUUCUCUGGCGUCAGUUCCUCAAGUUUAAAGAGACUGAGCUGCCAGCGAAGGAGGCUGACAAGAACCGCUCCAAACAAAUCUUCAGAUCCUUUGAGGGUGCUGUUCAGGCAGGUCAGAUCAAAGUUCCCUCCAAUUACCACCCAUUUGACGUGGAGAAGGAAUGGGGUCGGCUGCACGUCGCCAUUCUGGAGAGGGAACGCCUGCUGAGAACCGAGUUUGAAAGGAUGGAGCGCCUCCAGAGGAUUGUCAGUAAAGUGCAGAUGGAGUCUGGCGUCUGUGAGGAGCAACUCAACCAGGUGGAGACCCUGCUGCAAACGGACGUACGCAUGAUGAACGCAGGUAAGCCAGCCCAGCACACCGGUGAGGUCGAGGCCGAUCUGGACAAAGCAGAGGGCAUGAUCCGACUCCUGUUCAACGAUGUCCAGCAGCUCAAAGAUGGACGCCACUUACAAGCUGAACAAAUGUACAGAAGGGUGUACCGACUUCACGAGCGCCUGGUGAACCUGCGCAGCGAGUACAACCUUCGUCUGAAGUCUGGUGUGACCCUCACCCAAGUGCCAAUGGCACAGGUGGCGCAGGUGCCCAUGUCUCAGGUAUCUAUGCAGCAGCAGUCGACGCGCGUGCGUCCGGAGCUGGAUGAGGUGACGCUGCGCUACAUCCAGGACCUGCUGGCCUGGGUGGAGGAGAACCAGCGGCGGAUCGACGGGGCCGAAUGGGGCGCCGACCUGCCCUCCGUGGAGUCUCAGCUGGGCAGCCACCGCGGCCUGCACCAGUCCGUCGAGGACUUCAAGUCCAAGAUCGACCGCGCCAGGGCUGACGAGAGUCAGCUAACCCCUCUUAGUAAGGGAGCCUACAGAGACUAUCUGGGGAAACUGGACCUGCAGUAUGCAAAGCUCCUGAACUCCAGCAAAACACGCCUGCGCAGUCUGGAUCAGCUUCACGCCUUUGUGACCGCCGCCACCAAAGAGCUGAUGUGGCUCAACGAGAAAGAGGAAGAGGAGGUCAACUACGACUGGAGCGACCGCAACACCAACAUGACCACCAAGAAGGACAACUACUCAGGUCUGAUGCGUGAGCUGGAACAUAGGGAGAGGAAGGUGAACACUGUUCAGGCCACAGGAGACAAACUGCUGAAGGAAGGCCACCCUGGCAAGAAAACCAUCGAGGCCUUCACUGCAGCCCUACAGACCCAGUGGAGCUGGAUCCUCCAGCUGUGCUGCUGUAUUGAGACACACCUAAAAGAAAACACUGCCUACUUCCAGUUCUUCAAUGACGUGAAAGAUGCCCAGGACCAGAUGAAGAAGAUCAACGACACGAUGAAUAGGAAGUACGUGUGUGACCGCGCCAUCACCGUGACAAGGCUGGAGGACCUGCUGCAGGACUCAGCGGAUGAAAAGGAGCAGCUAAAUGAGUUUAAGACUCACCUGGACGGCCUCAACAGACGGGCCAAGACCGUCGUCCAGCUGAAACCACGUAACCCUGCCAACUCGGUUAAGGCCAAGCAGCCCGUGCAGGCCGUGUGCGACUUUAAACAGAUGGAGAUCACAGUGCACAGAGGCGAUGACUGUACGCUGCUGAACAACACCGAGCCCUCCAAGUGGAAGGUGAAGAACCCCAAAGGAGGCGAAGCCACCAUGCCCUCCGUCUGCUUUGUUGUCCCCCCAACCAAUAAGGAGGCGGUGGACAGCGUCAAUGAGUUGGACGGCGGUCUGAAGAAGCUGUUUGUGCUCUGGCAGAGGCUUCACGUGGACAUGAAGAGCCUCCUGUCCUGGCAGUACCUCACGAGGGACAUCCAGCUCAUCAACUCCUGGAACUUCCUCAUGUUUAAGACGCUGAAGGUGGAGGAGUACAACCUGGCCCUGAGGAACCUGGAGCUGCACUACCAGAACUUCAUGAAGGACAGCCAGGACUCUGAGCUGUUCGGCGCUGAUGACCGUCUGCAGGCUGAGAAUGGCUUCCAGUCGGCCAAGCAGCACUACGACGUCCUCCUGCAGUCUGUGGAGCAAGGAUAUGUCCCCACCGAAGCAGAAACACUCUCUGGUGAGCAGGAUGAAUCUCUGUGUAAGACGUACAUGACUCAGAUCCGAGACCUGCGCCUGAGACUGGAGAACUGUGAGACUCGCACCGUUAACCGCCUCAGACACCCGGUGGACAAGGAGCCCCUCAAGGCCUGUGCCCAGAGGACCACUGACCAGAAGCAAGUGCAGAUCGAGCUGGAGAGCAUAAAGAAAGAUCUGGAUAAGGUGGCCACUCAGACGCAGAGUGUGCUGGCGUCCCCUCAGGCCUCCGGCUCCAUGCCUAUGCUGAGCUCAGAGCUGGACAUCACCCUCAAGAAGAUGGAGCACGUCCACAGCCUGUCCUCCGUCUACAUGGACAAGUUGAAGACCAUCAACGUGGUGAUCCGUAGCACACAGGAAGCUGAGGAUGCACUCAAGCAGUUUGAAGGCGAGCUGCGUAACGUCAACAAGGUUCCUGCAGAGGAGAAAGAAGUGAAGGCUCACCUUGACCAGCUCAAGAAACUGCGUGUGGAUGCGGAGGAAGAGCAGGCCACCUUUGAGUGCUUGGACCGGGAGCUCCAGAAGGCCGUAGCAGUGCACGACCGCAUGCGGAUGGUCCACAGCGAACGCGACGCCGAGCUCGAGCACUACCGCACGCUCGUCUGCAACUUGCAGGAGCGCUGGCAGGCCGUGUUCGCCCAGAUCGACCUGCGCCAACGCGAGCUGGACAACUUGGGACGACAGAUGAAGCUGUACAGAGACAGCUACGACUGGCUCAUCAACUGGUCAGCUGACGCCAAGCAGAGACAGGAGAAGAGCUGCGCUGCACCCAUCAGUGGCAGCAAAACGCUCAAGGACCAACUCGCUCAGGAGAAGAAACUCCUGCAGGAGAUUGAGCAAAACAAAGAUAAAGUGGACGAGUGUCAGAAAUAUGCGAAGUCUUACAUCGAUGCAGUGAAGGACUAUGAGCUUCAGCUGGUCACCUACAAAGCCCUGGGAGAGCCACUGGCCUCUCCCGCCAAGAAAUCCAAAAUGGAGUCAGUGUCCGACAACAUUAUUCAAGAGUAUGUCAAUCUGAGAACUCGCUACAGCGAGCUGCUCACACUCAUGAGCCAGUACAUCAUCUUCAUCACGGACACACAGCGCCGCCUAGAGGACGAGGAGAAAACCGCUGAAAAGAUAAAAGCAGAGGAGAAGAAAAAGAUGGCAGAGAUGCAGGCAGAGUUAGACAAACAGAGGCAGUUAGCCGAGACUCACGCCAAAGCCAUCGCCAAGGCCGAGAAAGAGGCCGAAGAGCUCAAGCUCAAAAUGAAAUCGGAGGUCAGCAAGAGGGAGGUGGUGUCUGUGGACGCCGAGAAGCAGAAGCAGAACAUCCAGCAAGAGUUGCACCAACUCAAGAGCCUGUCCGAGCAAGAGAUCAAAACCAAGGCACAGCAGGUGGAGGAGGCCCUUCAGAGUCGCAUCAAAGUCGAAGAGGAGAUUCGCAUAAUCCGGCUACAGCUUGAGACCACUGUAACGCAGAAGUCCACGGCCGAAGCUGAGCUUCAGCAGCUGAGAGACAAGGCCGCUGAGGCAGACAGGCUGAGGAAAGCAGCACAGGAGGAGGCUGAGAAACUCCGCGCUCAGGUGACAGAAGAGACGCAACGGAAGCGCAAGGCAGAGGACGAGCUGAAGAAGAAAGCCGAGGCUGAGAAGGAGGCAGCCAAGCAGAAACAGAAAGCUCUGGAGGACUUGGAGAAAUACAAGCUCCAGGCUGAGGAAGCUGAGCGGUGCCUCAAACAGGCAGAGAUAGAAAAGCAGCGCCAGAUCAAGGUCGUUGAGGAAGUUGCUGUAAAAAGUGCAGCGGCAGAACUCCAGAGCAAGCGUCUGUCUUUGGUCGAGAAAACGUCCAAGCUGGAGGAGUCCCUCAAACAAGAGCAGGAUGCGGUCCUCCAGUUGCAGGAGGAAGCGGAAGGUCUCAAGAGGCAGCAAGCAGAGGCAUCCAAAGCCAGAGAAGAGGCAGAAUCAGAGCUGGAAAAAUGGAGGCAGAAGGCCAAUGAGGCCCUGAGACUGAGGCUUCAGGCUGAGGAGGAGGCACAGAAGAAGAGCCUUGCCCAGCAGGAUGCUGAGAAACAGAAAGAGGUGGCAGAGCGUGAGGCUAAGAAGAGAGGCAAAGCGGAAGAAGCUGCACUGAAGCAGAAGGAAAUGGCAGAGAAAGAGCUGGAGAAGCAGAGAAAGCUUGCAGAUGACACCGCUCAACAGAAGCUCUCUGCCGAGCAAGAGCUCAUCCGCCUCAGAGCUGACUUUGACCAUGCGGCACAACAGAGGACCCUGCUGGACGGCGAACUCCAGAGGCUGAAGAACGAGGCCAGCGCUGCUGAAAAACAGAGGAAACAGCUGGAAGAGGAACUGGCCAAAGUUAGAGCUGAAAUGGACAUUCUCCUCCAGGCCAAGUCUGCAGCAGAGAAAGAGUCCAUGUCCACCACGGAAAAGAGUAAACAGUUGAUUGAAUCUGAGGCAACCAAAAUGAGGACACUGGCUGAAGAAGCAUCUAAGCUGAGAACAGUGGCAGAAGAGGCCAAGAGACAAAGACAAGUCGCUGAGGAUGAAGCAGCUCGACAGAGAGCAGAAGCAGAGAAGAUCCUGAAAGAAAAGCUGGCCGCAAUAAAUGAGGCCACAAGGCUUAAAACUGAAGCCGAGAUAGCACUCAAGGAAAAAGAGGCUGAAAAUGAACGUCUCAAAAGGAAAGCUGAAGAAGAGGCAUAUCAGAGGAAACAGCUUGAAGACCAAGCAGCUCAGCAUAAGCAGGAUAUUGAUGAGAAAAUGAACCAGCUGAAGAAAGCCUCAGAUACAGAGCUGGAGCGACAGAAGAAAAUUGUUGAGGAAACAGAGACACACAGAAAAGUCGUGGAGGAGGAAAUACGCAUCCUCAAACUCAACUUUGAGAAGGCCUCAAUAGGAAAGACUGACCUUGAGAAGGAGCUGAACAAACUCAAAGGCAUUGCAGAUGAGACUCAGAAGAGCAAAACCAAGGCAGAGGAGGAGGCUGAGAAAUUCAGAAAGCUCGCUCAAGAAGAGGAGAAGAAGAGGAAAGAGGCAGAAGAGAAGGUGAAGAAGAUCAAAGCAGCAGAGGAGGAGGCAGCAAGACAACGCAAGGCAGCUCAGGAAGAGGUUGAGCGCCUCAAGCAGAAAGCUGCUGAAGCCAACAAGCAGAAGGAGAAAGCCGACAAAGAGGCGGAGAAACAGAUUGUAGCGGCCAAAGAAGCUGCCCUGAAAUGCUCUACUGCCGAAAAGCAGGCCCAAGAUAUCCUGGUACAACAGAAAGAGGACAGUGCAGCUCAGGUUAAGCUUAAGGAGGAGUUUGAAAUGGCCAAGAAGCUGGCUAAGGACGCUGCAAAAGCCAAAGAAAAUGCCGAGAAAGAGGCUGCUCUCUUACGGCAAAAGGCAGAAGAUGCUGAGCGUCAGAAGCAAGCGGCUGAGGCAGAAGCAGCCAAGCAGACCAAGGCCCAGGAGGAUGCAGAGAAGCAGAGGAAAGAAGCUCAGGAGGAAGCUGCAAAGAGAGCCGAAGCUGAAGCAGCCGCCCUCAAACAAAAACAGCAAGCUGACGCUGAGAUGGCCAAGCACAAGCAACUGGCUGAGAAAACCCUCAAACAGAAGUCUCAGGUUGAGCAAGAACUCGCAAAGGUUAAAGUUCAACUAGAUGAAACAGAUAAGCAAAAAUCUGUACUGGAUGGAGAGCUACAGAGGCUAAAGGAUGAAGUCGGUGAUGCUAUGAAACAGAAGGCCCUGGUGGAAGAGGAACUCUCCAAAGUUAAGUUUCAGAUGGAGGAGUUAGUCAAAUUAAAGCUCAAAAUUGAAGAGGAAAACAAACGUCUUCACAAGAAAGACAAAGAGAGCACACAGAAACUACUAGAAGAAGAGGCUGAGAACAUGAAGAAGCUGGCAGAGGAAGCUGCAAGGCUCAGUGUCGAGGCUCAAGAAGCAGCCAGACUGCGAGAGGCUGCAGAGGCUGACCUCGCCCAGCAGAGGGAGCUGGCGGACAAAAUGCUCCAGGAAAAAAUGCAGGCCAUCCAGGAAGCCACGACACUCAAGGAAGAAGCCGAGAAGCUCCAGAAAGCAAAAGAUAAGGCACAAAAGGAAGCUCAGAAACUCCUUCAGGACAAAAACCAGAUGCAGCAGAGAUUGGAGGAGGAGGCUGAAGGUUUCCAGAAGUCUCUGGAAGUGGAGCGGAAAAGGCAACGUGAGGCCACAGCUGAGGCAGAGAAACUGAAGCAGCAGGUUUCACAGCUCAGCCAAGCCCAGGCCAAAGCUGAGGAGGAGGCCAACAAGUACAAAAAUCAGGCAGACGAGAUCCGCAUUCGCCUACAGAACACCGAGAAGCAAACCUCAGAGAAAGUCACUGUUGUUGAGAAGCUUGAAGUGCAGAGACUCCAAAGCAGUAAGGAGGCAGAGGACCUCCGCAAAGCUAUAGAGAAACUUGAGAAAGAAAAAGAAAAAUUGAAAAAAGAGGUCGCUGAUGUACAAAAUAAGUCAAAAGAGAUGUCUGAUGCACAGCAAGAGCAGAUUAAGCAGGAAAAGACCAUAUUGCAAAAUACAUUCCUUACAGAAAAAGAAGGGCUGUUGAAGAAAGAGAAAGCCAUCGAAGAAGAGAAGAAAAAGCUGGAGAAACAACUGCAAGAUGAAACAAAGAAGGCAAAGGCCCUCAAAGAUGAACAGGAACGCCAGAGGAAACAAAUGGAAGAUGAGAAGAAAACGCUGCAGGUUAGCAUGGACGCCGCUCUUAAGAAGCAGAAGGAUGCAGAGGAUGAAAUGCUCAACAAACAGAAAGAAUUGCAGGAGCUGGAAAAGAAGAAGCUUGCCCAAGAGAAGCUCCUUGCCGAGGAGAACAAAAAGCUUCGGGAGAAGCUUCAGCAGCUUGAAGGUGCACAAAAAUCCCCAACAUCCAGCAAAGAAAUCGAGAUUCAGACUGACAAGGUUCCUGAGGGUGAGGUAGUGACCAUGACCAUGGUGGGGGCAACAAAGAAAGUCCUUAAUGGCUCAGAUGCUGUGGAUGGUGGGAAAAAGGAAGAAGAACCCUUAGCUUUUGAUGGAAUCAGAGGCAAGGUUCCUGCAAAGAGGCUUCACGACAUUGGUGCACUGAGCAAAAAGGAAUUCGACAAAUUAAAGAAAGGAAAAACUACUGUACAAGAACUUAGCAAGACCGAUAAAGUUCAAAUGUGCCUACAGGGCAAAGACAGUAUUGGUGGUCUCAUAGUGGAACCAAACCAGAAAAUGAGCAUCUAUCAAGCCCUGAAGGAGAAGAAGAUUGCACCUGGCACAGCCAUUAUGCUUCUUGAAGCCCAAGCAGCAUCUGGGUUCAUCACAGACCCUGUAAAGAACAAGAAGAUGUCUGUCAAUGAAGCUGUAAAAGAGGGAUUGGUUGGUCCAGAGCUCCAUAAUAAACUGCUAUCUGCGGAGCGGGCAGCAACAGGAUUCAAAGAUCCCUUCACUGGUGACACAAUCUCUGUCUUUGAGGCCAUGAAAAAGGGACUGAUUGCUGAGGACCAGGCCACAAAACUCCUUGACGCUCAGCUAGCAACCGGCGGAAUAAUCGAUCCAGUCAACAGUCAUCGGGUGCCUUUACAAACUGCUGUUAAACAGGGUCAAUUAGAUGAUGAGCUCAACAAAGUUCUCUCAAACCCACCUGCAGACAAGAAGGGAUUCAUCGACCCAGACACAAAGGAAAGCCUCACUUAUCAGCAGUUGAUGGAGAAGUGCAAACCAGACCCUCAAACAAAUCUUCCUAUGUUGCCCAUAACAGAGAAAGCUGCACUGACUGAAGGGACAUACACAGAUGAGGAGACCAAAGACGUGCUCAGUAAGGCCAAUGUGUCUGUUCCAUUUGGAAGAUUCAAGGGAAAGACUGUGACCAUCUGGGAAGUCAUCAACUCAGAGUACUUUACUGAGGAACAGAGACGGGAUCUGAUUCGCCAGUACAAGAGUGGGAAAAUAACUGUCGAGAAGAUCAUUAAAAUUGUAAUCACAUGUGUAGAGGAUAAAGAGAAGAGCAAAGAACUGGCUUUCGAAGGAAUAAGAUCCCCUGUGUCUGCCUCAGAGCUGCUGGACUCAAAGGUUAUAAACAAAGACCUGUUCAAUAAAUUGAGCAACGGCAAAGCUUUAGUUAAGGACAUCUCUGAGAUGGAUGCAGUGAAGAAAGCCCUGAAGGGUACAAACAGCAUUGCUGGGGUGUUUAUCGAGUCCACCAAGGAAAAAAUGCCAUUCUACCAAGCCCUAAAAAAAGGUUUUAUCGGAACAGAGACUGCACUGAACAUGCUAGAGGCUCAAGCCGGAACUGGAUCUUUAAUUGACCCCGUCAAAAAUCAGAAAAUGACCGUGGACGAAGCUGUCAAGUCGGGUCUUGUAGGCCCAGAGCUCCACGAGAAACUGCUGUCAGCUGAAAGAGCAGUGAGUGGGUACAAAGAUCCCUACACUGGAAAUACAGUUUCCCUGUUUGAAGCCAUGAACAAAGAUCUAAUUUCCAAAGACCAAGGUGUUCGACUCCUGCAGACCCAGUUAGCCACUGGGGGCAUUGUUGAUCCAGUCAAGAGUUACCGUAUUCCACAGGAUGUUGCCUGCAAACGUGGUUAUUUCAGUGAGGACUUAAGCAGCUUAAGCACCCCCUCUGACACAAGCAGAGUAUUCUGUGAUCCCAUUACACAGGAGAAUGUUACAUAUGCACAACUUAAGGAGAAAUGCAUCACUGAUAAACAGACAGGACUCCCAUUGCUGCCAGUGUCAGGCAAAGCCAUUAAGUCAAAAGAGGACCACAAGUACACUGAAGGUCAGACAAAAGAUGCACUCAAUCAGGCCACCAUGGAACUGCAUAGUGGGCCCUUCAAAGGAAGGACAGUCACCAUAUGGGAGAUCAUCCAUUCAGAAUAUCUCACAGAGGUGCAGAGAAUUGAGUUGAUCCGUCAGUACAGGACAGGGCAAAUCACCAUUGAAAGAAUCAUGACAAUUGUGAUCACAAUGAUGGAUGAGAAUGAGACCAAGAAAACACAGGCCAGUUUUGAGGGGCUCAGAGGACCGGUAACAGCCAGCUCUCUGUUUGAGUCCAAAAUCAUUGAUAAGUCAAUGUAUGACCAGCUCCAGCAAGGCAAAAAGAAACCCAAAGACAUUGGAGGAACUGAUGCCGUGAAAAAAUACCUACAAGGUGGGGAUGUCAUUGGCGGCAUCUUCCUGGAGAAAUCUAAAGAGAAGGUCAGUGUUUACCAGGCAAUGAAGCAGAAAAUGUUGACUCCAGAUACAACCCUCUCUCUACUGGAAGCACAAGCAGCCACUGGAUUUAUCAUUGAUCCUGUGAAGAACCAGCAGUUUACCGUUGACGAUGCUGUUAAGGCUGGCGUGGUUGGCCCUGAACUUCAUGAAAAACUUCUGUUAGCAGAAAAGGCAGUGACUGGUUAUAAAGACCCUUACACGGGUAGCAAGAUCUCCCUGUUGCAAGCCAUGCAAAAGCAACUUGUUUUGCGAGAACAUGCCAUCCCACUGCUGGAAGCACAAGCAGCCACAGGAGGCAUCAUUGAUCCAGUGAAUAGCCAUCGUGUCCCCAAUGAUGUAGCCAUUCAGCGGGGCUAUCUCACAAAGCAGGUUGCCAAAUCCUUUGCCAGCCCAUCGGGUGACAUCAUGGGCUUUACUGAUCCCAGCACAGGGGAGAGUGCCACUUACAAGCAACUGAAAGAAAAAUGCAUGAAAGAUCCAGACACAGGGGUGUAUCUCCUGCCACUUGCUGUGGCCGAAGCACCUCCCAAGGAAGAGAAGUCCUACGUAGUCACAGAGGAGCAGGCACAGACAGACCUGGCAAACACCACAGUUGAUCUUCCACUUGAAAGUUUUGCUGGAAAGCAAAUGUCCUUGUGGGAAGUCAUGCAGUCCAACAUGCUCCCUGAUGAAGAAAAGCAAAGACUUCUUGAACAGUAUAGAACUGGAAAGAUAACUAAGGAAAGAAUGGUCAUAAUAGUCAUCGAAAUAAUUGAGCAAAGGGAGAUUAUUAAGACGGAGCAGAGCAUGUCUUGUGAUGUAAUCAGACGCAGAAUUACCAUUGAUGAGCUCUACAACUCUCGCAUCAUAAACCUAGAAACCUACAACUUACUGAAAGCUGGCAAGAAAACCAUCCGUGAAGUUAUGGAGAUGUCAACAGUCAAGCAGUAUCUGUUCGGCACUGGCUGCAUAGCAGGUGUGAUCUCAGACACGUUCACCAAAGUCAGCAUUUAUCAAGCCAUGAAGAGGAACCUCAUCAACCCUGAUGUAACUAUUAGUCUUCUGGAAGCACAGGCAGCGACGGGCUUCAUGAUCGACCCAGUGAAAGAUGAAAUGCUAACAGUCGAUGAAGCUGUACGCAAAGGCCUAGUUGGCCCUGAAAUCCAUGACAAACUCUUGUCGGCUGAGAGGGCAGUUACAGGCUACAAAGAUCCUUACAGUGGGAAGGUCAUUUCCCUUUACCAGGCGAUGAAGAAAGAUUUGGUUCCUGAAGAUUAUGCCCUAAAACUUAUGGAAGCUCAAGUCGCAACUGGUGGAAUCGUGGAUCCAGAAUACAACUUCCACCUGCCAACUGAGGUUGCUACCCAACGCGGCUACAUCAACAAAGAGAUGUUUGAGAGACUCUCAGAUCCAAGCAAUGCUGUGACAGAAUUUGUGGACCCCACCACAGAUGAGAGAGUGUCCUACGCUCAGCUACUCAAGCGCUGCAAAGUGGAUAAAGACAGUGGCCUCUAUUUGUUGUCUCUUUCUGAUAAAGGACUACUCUUCAAGGGUCUCAGGAAGCAGAUCACCUUGGACGAGCUGCUUCGUUCUCAGCUCAUUGACCAAAAGACUUACGAUGGGCUCAUGCAGGGUAUCCUAUCAGUUGAGGAAAUAACUAAAAACAUUCAGAAAUACCUUAUAGGUACAAGCUGUAUUUCAGGUGUUUACGUAGAGGCUAGCAAAGACCGCCUAUCAAUCUACCAGGCAAUGAAGAAGAACAUGAUCAGGCCAGGAACUGCCUUUGAGCUUCUUGAGGCGCAGGCAGCAACAGGAUAUAUCAUUGAUCCUAUCAAAAACUUAAAGCUGAACGUAAGUGAAGCUGUAAAAAUGGGAGUCGUGGGUGCAGAGUUUAAAGACAAGCUUCUCUCUGCAGAACGAGCUGUAACUGGCUACAAAGACCCAUACUCUGGCAAGGUGAUCUCUCUGUUCCAAGCCAUGAAGAAGGGGCUGAUCUUAAAAGACCACGGCAUCCGUCUCCUUGAGGCACAGAUAGCAACAGGUGGAAUCAUCGACCCCGAGGAGAGUCACCGCGUGACAGUGGAGACAGCCUAUAAACGGGGCCUGUUCGACCAGGAGAUGAACGAAAUCCUUACAGACCCUUCUGAUGACACCAAAGGCUUCUUUGACCCCAACACAGAGGAGAAUCUGACCUAUCUUCAGCUGAUGGAGCGAUGCAUGACUGACCCUGAGACUGGACUAAUCCUCCUGCCUCUGAAAGAGAAGAAACGUGAGAGGAAGACAUCCUCCAAAUCGUCUGUCCGCAAACGCAGAGUGGUGAUCGUGGAUCCCGAGACUGGCAAGGAAAUGUCUGUAUAUGAGGCGUACCGUAAAGGGCUUAUUGACCAUCAAACCUACCUGGAGCUUGCAGAGCAGGAGUGUGAGUGGGAAGAAAUCACCAUCUCCUCCUCAGACGGCGUUGUAAAGUCCAUGAUCAUCGAUCGUAGAUCUGGACGCCAGUAUGACAUUGAUGAUGCCAUCUCUAAAGGGCUCAUUGACAAGUCAGCUUUAGAUCAAUACCGAGCUGGCACGCUGUCAAUCACAGAGUUUGCUGACAUGCUCUCAGGAAACAUGAGUGGCUUCCGUUCACGCUCAUCCUCAUUUGGUUCCACCUCAUCCUAUUCCAGCCCAACUCCCUCAAUCAAAACACCCGCAACCACCUGGAACGAUCCAACAGAGGAGACUGGCCCAGUCGCUGGAAUUCUGGACACGGACACCUUGGAAAAGGUGUCUGUCACAGAGGCCAUGCACCGUAAUCUGGUGGACAACAUCACUGGCCAACGGCUCCUGGAGGCUCAGGCAUGCACGGGCGGAAUCAUCGACCCAAACACUGGCGAAAGGUUCCCCGUUGCCGACGCAAUGGAGAAAGGGCUUGUGGACAAGAUCAUGGUCGACCGCAUAAACCUGGCCCAGAAGGCUUACAACGGAUUUGAGGAUCCCAGAACCAAAACAAAAAUGUCUGCCGCUCAAGCCUUAAAGAAGGGCUGGCUUUACUAUGAAGCUGGCCAGCGAUUCCUUGAAGUCCAGUACCUUACAGGGGGUUUGAUUGAACCAGAAGUCCAAGGAAGGGUAUCAAUUGACGACGCUGUUAAGAAAGGGACUCUCGAUGCACGGACUGCACAGAAACUACGCGAUGUCAGUGCCUACUCCAAAUACCUCACCUGUCCCAAGACAAAGCUGAAGAUCUCUUACAAGGAUGCCAUGGAGAGAAGCAUGAUCGAGGAAGGAACUGGCCUGCGCUUGCUGGAAGCCUCCUCACAAUCGAGCAAAGGCCUGUACAGCCCCUAUAGCAUCAGUGGCUCUGGCUCUGCUUCCGGUUCCCGACCGGGCUCAAGAACUGGAUCACGGUCAGGCUCUAGACGGGGUAGCUUUGACGCCACCGGCGGCUCCGGUUUCUCCAUGGGCUUCUCCUCAACGUCCUACUCCUCCCCCAGCUUUGGUCGUCGCUACACUGCUGGAGAGCAUGGUGGGCUGUGUGUGGAUGAGCUGAGGAUGGCCCUAAAAGCACUGGCAUCAGGCAGGAACUGUUGCUCUGAAGAUGGGAUUGCAUUCACUCUGCCUCCAAUGCAGUGUUCAUUAGUUGCUUAGUUUCAAAAAGAAAAAAAAACUUCAUUCAUUCAUUCAUUCAUUCUGCUCUGCAUGUGGUUGCUAUGGGCCUUUGCUUAUAUUUGUAUUAUUGGUUGAGACUUUGUUGUUGAAUUUUACAUUUAUUUUGAAGAUUCUCUUAUUUUUCUUGAGUUAACUUAAGCUCAUUUUGUUCUACCUUCUUCCUGUCUCAUCCAAAAUAUUUUAUUCAUAUUAUAAAUACUCUCAUUUUUACUGUACAUUUUUAUUUGUAGAACGGACUUCCACCGUACAAGAAAUUAAAUGUAAAUGUUGUUUCUAUGAUUGUACACAGUACAUAAGUUAGGUCAGAGUUAUUUUCAGAAGUUAACGUUUUGUUAACAGCCUGCAUUUUUUUUAAAAGAUAAAAGCUCAAGUCUACUGUCUGCAGAGCAGAAUAAAAAAAAUAACACAAAUCGCUAUGUCACACUGCCCAGAGAUUGGUUCAAGGAACAAAGCUUUAGAAUCCUCUACCAAUCAAGUCAAUAAUGCCACAGCCAUGCCACUAUGAUGCUCUACCACUCCCUCUGGAAAUCAUAAUAAACCAACAGAUGUCCAACACUCAUCUGACAAUGUGACAAUUUGGAUCAAAAACAGUCAUAGUCGACGGAUAAAUUCCCAGUUACUGCUGCAAGUAAAAAGCCUUCUCAGGAGUCACUGAGGCCAUAACAGAUAUGAGGGAAAAAGCCUGCUAAAUGCCAUAAUCCUAAACAUACCAUCUGUUAUCAAACUGCAACUUCGAGGAAGACUUCAGAGACACCAUCUGCCUCCAGUAUCUCUGCAUUUCUUUCUUUUUGUGCCAAGAGGGACCUCAGGAAUUAGAUGUUGUGAAGAUCUCAUCAUCCACAAUGUUUGACCUGAUGUCCUACAGAGACGCCAUGAAUGAGUCUAUGGUGUUGCCUCCCAACCUCCUAAUCUACUGAUGCUUCGAAGAUGAGUCUGAUGAAUCCACUGAUGCUUUCAAGAGAGUAUUCAUUUACAUUUCAGCUCUAUGUCUUUAUGCAGCCUUACAUAAAAAUGUACCAUUACAACCACUGGAAUUAAUACAGUGUAUUAGCAGAAUAUUGUCUUAAUGUCAGCAGUUUAAAUCACGGCAGCAACUGGCACAGGCUUUUCUUACAAGAUUAUUUUUCUCCAUGGUAAAAAAGUAGAGCACUGUCAACCAUAGAUAUAACUUGAGAAUACUAAAUCUAGGUAUGCCUACAUUUUAACAUAAAUAUACAAGAUUCAGUAUUUCAAGAUCAUUUUGCCUCUAAUUUGCACUUUCUUCCUAAAUAGCUAUAGCACAUAACAUAAAAAAUACUUGAUCAAACAGAAAGAAAACUCUGGGUUUGGACUGCACAUGUUUUAGCAUAUUGGAGUAGUCAUGAUGAUGAUACUCAAGAAAUUCCUUAACUUGUGGUAGAAAUAGGUUACUAAAGCUAUGUCACUUGAACCGACGUCUGUGUUAAGCCCUACACCAUUGCUAUUUCUUUUCUUUCCUUACAUCCCUCUGACUUCAGAUUUUGUUUUCAUUUCAAUUAUAUAUUUUCGUAUUAUAUAUUCUAUUUUUUGGCUUUGCAUGUUUUAAUAACAUAAUUUCAAGAGAUGCAAUAAAACAGCUGUACCUGACUUUUUUAAGUACUUGCUAAGCUACAUGUCUGUUGGGGGGGGGAACUGAUCUGAGGCAUGGGUAGACCUAUAUUUAAAGGAAGAAGUUAUGUUCUAAUGUAAAUAAACUAAUGAUAUAUACUGUA
This is a messenger RNA of Alosa sapidissima (American shad), 16084 nucleotides long. It is a transcript of the gene pleca, whose product is annotated as plectin a. Gene Ontology annotation, molecular function: cadherin binding; structural constituent of cytoskeleton; structural constituent of muscle. NCBI's taxonomy places the organism in Eukaryota, Metazoa, Chordata, Actinopteri, Clupeiformes, Clupeidae. The record is from RefSeq and is a predicted model, not a curated record. Gene Ontology annotation, biological process: hemidesmosome assembly; intermediate filament bundle assembly; wound healing. The transcript is spliced from 41 exons. Bases 27 to 14333 code for a protein of 4768 amino acids. Gene Ontology annotation, cellular component: sarcolemma; hemidesmosome; keratin filament.